Scomber japonicus (chub mackerel) is the source of this 1041-nucleotide messenger RNA. RefSeq names its product cAMP responsive element binding protein 1b (gene creb1b). Lineage: Eukaryota; Metazoa; Chordata; Actinopteri; Scombriformes; Scombridae. The record is from RefSeq and is a predicted model, not a curated record. Gene Ontology annotation, molecular function: DNA-binding transcription factor activity, RNA polymerase II-specific; protein binding; cAMP response element binding. Gene Ontology annotation, cellular component: nucleus; ATF4-CREB1 transcription factor complex. Gene Ontology annotation, biological process: regulation of transcription by RNA polymerase II. The transcript has 7 exons. Bases 1 to 1041 code for a protein of 346 amino acids.
AUGAAGAUGGAGUCAGCAGCAGAGGCUCAGCAGGGGACGGAGACUGCUGUGACUGAGACGGAAAACCAGCAGAUCACCCCGGGACAGAUCGCCACCUUGGCACAGGUAACCAUGACAACAGGCCACGCUUCAGCAACGGGUCCCACGGUAACGCUGGUGCAGCUUCCCAACGGACAGACGGUUCAGGUGCACGGCGUCAUCCAGGCUGCACAGCCAUCUGUCAUCCAGUCUCCACAGGUCCAGGCUGUACAGCUAAACGCUCUCAUGAUGUAUUUUAAUGUGUGUGUUUGUUUAUUCCAGAUCUCCACCAUAGCAGAAAGUGAGGAUUCACAGGAGUCAGUAGACAGUGUGACCGACUCUCAGAAACGCAGAGAGAUUCUUUCCCGACGCCCCUCAUACAGAAAAAUCCUGAACGACCUCUCGUCAGACGCGCCGGCCGUCCCUCGGAUUGAGGAGGAAAAGGCGGAGGAGGACUCGUCAGCUGCUGCCACCACGCCCUCCAUCACCACGGUUACAGUCCCUACACCCAUCUACCAGACCAGCAGCGGCCAAUACAUUGCAAUCACACAGGGCGGGGCUAUCCAGCUGGCUAACAACGGUACAGACGGGGUCCAGGGCAUCCAGACUCUGACCAUGACCAACGCAGCAGCAGCCGCUCAGCCCGGAGCCACCAUCCUCCAGUAUGCACAGACCAGCGACGGCCAGCAGAUACUGGUUCCCAGUAACCAGGUGGUGGUUCAAGCUGCUUCUGGUGACGUCCAGGCCUAUCAGAUCCGAGCAGCCCCCACCAGCACCAUCGCCCCAGGGGUGGUCAUGGCCUCUUCCCCAGCCCUCCCUACCCAGGGCGCCACCGAGGAGGUGACCCGCAAACGUGAGGUCCGCCUCAUGAAGAACAGAGAGGCAGCUCGUGAAUGUCGCAGGAAGAAGAAGGAGUAUGUUAAGUGUCUGGAGAACCGAGUGGCCGUCCUGGAGAACCAAAACAAGACUCUUAUUGAAGAACUCAAAGCCCUUAAAGACCUUUACUGCCAUAAAUCUGAGUAA